AUGAAGGACGUCGGUCUUUGGAUAAUUUCCACAGUUGUUCUAAAUCAUUCACACCCUUGUUGUCCAGACCGUGUAGAGAUACUAAAACAACACAGGGAGCUAAGCAUGUUCGUGCUUUGCACCAUCGAAACCAACAAGGAAGCCGGAAUCAAACCGAGAAACACUUACCAAUCAUUCGUAGCAGCAGCCGGCAGUCAUUGGGAACUAAGUUUUAUAGAAAAAGACGUGAGGAAUUACAUCACAAGGGAAGUACGGAAUGUGUCGGAACAAGACGAUGCCAAAGAAUUCGAGAAGUACUUAUUAAGAAUGAAAGAGAAGAACCAAAAUUUCUUUUUCGAGCUUAACCUCGAAGGCAAUCACUCCAUCAAACAUGCAUUCUGGGCCGACGCAAGAAGCAGGGCUACAUGCGAAUAUUUUGGUGACAUGGUUUCAAUCGACACCACGUACAACACAAACAAGUACAAUCUGGUUUUUAGUUCUUUUGUGGGCAUGAAUCACCACGAUCAGUCAAUACUUCUCAAAUGCGCUCUGAUGAAAAACGAGGACAUCCAAUCAUUCAAAUGGCUAUGCGGGUGUUGGCUUCGUUGCAAGGGAGGAAAGGCACCAAAAGGCAUUCUCGCCGACCAAUGCGCAUUGAUGUAA
Molecule: messenger RNA, 642 nt
Organism: Arachis duranensis
Lineage: Eukaryota; Viridiplantae; Streptophyta; Magnoliopsida; Fabales; Fabaceae
Product: protein FAR1-RELATED SEQUENCE 5-like
Exons: 2
Coding region: 1-642 (213 amino acids)
Source: RefSeq, a predicted model, not a curated record